AUGGCUUCAUUACUGCGCAUGAAGGCUGUCACAGGCCUCUCCGGCCUAUCGCGAGUCGCCGUUUCUCGAGUCGCCCUCUCCCACAGCGCAACCCUCUGCCAGCGCGGCGCCAUCGACCCCCAACGUCGCCUGUUCAGCAACUCUGGCUUCCUCAAUGGCUCCUAUAUCGUCUCCGUGCCUCCCAUGGCCGAGUCCAUCACCGAAGGAACAUUGUCCAGCUUGUCCAAGAAGGUCGGCGAGGCGGUCGAGCAGGAUGAGGAGAUUGCCAGCAUCGAGACUGACAAGAUCGACGUUCUCGUCAACGCGAACGAGCCCGGUGCCAUCGCCGAAUACUUUGCUGAGGAGGGCGAUACCGUUGUCGUCGGACAGGAUCUUGCGCGUAUCGUGACCGGCGAGGAUGCUGGUUCUGCCAAGAAGAGCGAGGGAGGAGAGCAAAAACCAGCCAAAGAGGAACCCAAGAAAGAGGAAUCCAAGCCUUCCGAGCAACCCGCCAAGACUGAGGAGAAGAAGUCUUCUCCCGCUCAAGAGGCUCCCAAGCCUUCAAAGCCCGCUGAGUCUAAGCCUGCGCCCAAGGAGUCCAAGUCGGCUGCUCCCGCACAAAGCUCAGGCGCCCCUGGCCGAGGCGAGCGAGUUGAGAAAAUGUCCCGUAUGCGACGAACCAUUGCCGGCCGUCUCAAGCAAUCCCAAAACACUUGCGCCUCCCUCACCACCAUCCAAGAAGUUGACAUGUCCAACUUGAUCGCAUGGCGAGCCAAGUACAAGGAGGAGGUCGCCGAGGAGCAUGGGGUGCGUCUGGGUUACAUGGGUGCCUUCACAAAGGCCACCACCAUGGCUGCCCAAAAGGUCCCCCAGAUCAACGCUCAAAUCGACACCGAGAAGGAGAUCAUCACAUACCACGAUUACGUCGAUGUUAGCAUUGCCGUUUCAGCACCCAAGGGUCUCGUUACCCCUGUGUUAAGGAACACCGAGUCUCUCAGCAUUGUUGAGCUCGAGCGCGCGGUUGCUGCUGCUGCCAAGAAGGCUCGUGAUGGUAAGCUUACCAUGGAGGAUAUGGAGGGCGGAAGCUUCUCCAUCAGCAACCCCGGUAUUUUCGGUUCCAUGUUCGGAACUCCCGUCAUCAACUACCCCCAGGCUGCUGUCUUCAACAUGAACGGCAUCCGACAAGAGGUCGUUGCUAUUAACGGCGAAGCUGUCAUCCGACCUAUGAUGUACAUCAGCUUGACCUAUGACCACCGUCUUAUUGACGGCAGAGAGGCUUCUAUGUUCUUGAACACUGUCAAGAAGUACAUUGAGGAUCCUUCUCGCAUGCUCCUUGCUUAA
Molecule: messenger RNA, 1320 nt
Organism: Fusarium pseudograminearum CS3096
Lineage: Eukaryota; Fungi; Ascomycota; Sordariomycetes; Hypocreales; Nectriaceae
Exons: 4
Coding region: 1-1320 (439 amino acids)
Biological process (GO): tricarboxylic acid cycle
Cellular component (GO): oxoglutarate dehydrogenase complex
Molecular function (GO): dihydrolipoyllysine-residue succinyltransferase activity
Source: RefSeq, a predicted model, not a curated record